Messenger RNA from Paramecium sonneborni, 1130 nucleotides. The record is from the annotation of a GenBank genome assembly. Lineage: Eukaryota; Ciliophora; Oligohymenophorea; Peniculida; Parameciidae.
AUGAUAACAGCAUCUCUUUAAAUUUUACUUUCAUUAAACUUAGUUGCUUUAAUAAUGCUGACAUACAAUUACUCAAUAGUAAUUAUAUUAUAUAUUUGAAGAGCAAAAAAGAUAUAGUAUUUUAAUCCUAUUUCAAUUAAGAAGUUUUAGAAGACAUUCAUCAUAUUGAAGAAUUUAAUAAUGUUGUAUAUCCGAUUCUAAAUGAUUUAUCAGUAUUAUAAUUCAUAUAGUUAGAAUGAUUCUGACUUUAGAAUCUAUAGAUAUAUUGACACAUUGAAUUGCCCAAUUUAUCUACCAUAAGAAGAAUGUAAUGUGGAAACUUGCAAUUUUAAAAAUUUUCCUGGUGAAGAUCCAAUAAAUACAGUUGAUUUGAAAUACAUGGGAGAAAAAUAUACAGGACAAUAAGGAUAAAACAUUUGGAUUAGCAUUUAUGAAGAUCUAGGAAAAAAUACAUCUUCAGAUAUGCAUACUCAUAUGAUAAAUUUAAUAAAGGGAAUUCAUUCAUCAAUAUCAAUAUCAAUCACUGAGUAAUUUGAUUAUGGAAAUAAGACUGGACCAAAUGUUGACUUUUUCUUUUGGAGAGUUGGUUAUUAUCCAGAUAGAAUUUACAAUUUAUAUUUUUUGGAAUCGUUUCUUAUGCAAGCUUCAAAGUUUCUUAAAAUAAACAAUAUCGAAUUAUAAACAAAUACUUAAUAAAAAGUUUAAGGAUUAUUAUCUUCAUUUAACUAGAUGCCUAUUUAUAAGUUUGAUUAUUUCAAUAAUUUAAAUGAAUAAGAUUUAAAAUAGUAUAGAGAUGAUAUAAAAUUACUUGAUUCUUAUAUGGAUUGUGUACAUUGUAAAAGAUGUAAAUUGAAUGGAAAGGUUUAAAUACAUGGUUUGGAAGCAGCUAUUAAUUUAUUAUUUGAUGAAAAGGAAAGAGUAUAAUUAGAAAAAAACGAUGUUGUUGCUUUUCUAAAUACAUUUUAAAAAAUAUCCAGCUCAAUAAAAUCAUUAGAUGCGAUGUUUGAAAGAAGAACUUAAAUUCCAUAUGAAAACAUGAAACUAACUGGAUAUAGCUUAAUAAUAUUAACCAUUUUAUCAAAAGUGAUAUUAUGGAAAAAGAAAUGAGUUAAAUAUAGAUUAUUUUUGGC